This is a messenger RNA of Lentinula edodes (shiitake mushroom), 1783 nucleotides long. RefSeq names its product kinase-like domain-containing protein. The transcript has a single exon. The record is from RefSeq and is a predicted model, not a curated record. Lineage: Eukaryota; Fungi; Basidiomycota; Agaricomycetes; Agaricales; Omphalotaceae. The coding region runs from base 77 to 1576 and encodes 499 amino acids. Gene Ontology annotation, biological process: protein phosphorylation. Gene Ontology annotation, molecular function: protein kinase activity; ATP binding.
CUUUACCUUCACUAUUCGCUUUGACAGCACUUUACAUUACUACCUUACAUUGACCUUUCAUCUUCUUCAACGCAACAUGCCUCGUCACGUUCCGGUCACCGACACCUUUCCCGACUUUGCUGGCCACUUGUUAGACAAUGGCCGCUUCAAGCUUAUUGAACCUCUGGGCUCAGGCGCGUACGGAAAAGUCUACAAGGCUAUAGAUCUCACCUCGCCUUGUGAAAAUCCCAUAUACUUUGCCGUCAAAUGCCUUCUUAGACCCAGAUUUGGUUCGCGACAUGAAGACUUCCAGUUACGCGAGUUCACUCUCCAUCGUCUUGUCUCUAGUCAUCCCAAUAUCAUCGGCUUCCACAAGGUUCUAUAUGAUCAAACUUACGUCUACGUUGUUCUCGAUCUCUGUCUAGGAGGUGACCUCUUCGCUGCAAUCACUGAACGGAAGGCCCUCCGUCAAAACAAUGAGCUCAUCAAAUCGAUAUUCAUACAACUCCUUGAUGCUGUUCACCACUGUCAUGAAAAUGGCGUUUAUCAUCGCGACUUAAAACCCGAAAACAUUCUAUGCUCCAAAGACGGUCGGCGUGUUUAUCUUGCCGAUUUUGGCUUAUCUACGCAGAACAAAGUUUCGGAGGACUUUGGGUGUGGAAGUUCAUACUACAUGAGUCCAGGUUACUUGCACUUUACUGAUUCAUCAGCUAUGUAUUCACGCCUGUCUUUUGCAGAAUGUAUCGGCAAGGAGUUCAAGCAUGGCAGAUAUUCGACUCGCCACAGUGACAUUUGGUCGUUGGGUGUUAUUCUCACCAACAUGAUCGCUGGCCGGAAUCCCUGGCGAUAUGCAAUGACUACCGACGACUGCUUUUCUGCUUUUCUGUAUAAUCGGGACUUUCUUCGCACUGUCUUGCCCAUCUCUGAUCAGGCCAACCUCAUCCUCAAGCGCAUUUUUCAUCUCAAUCCACUCAAUAGAAUAUCUAUUCCAGAUUUAAGGCGCGAGAUUCUCGAUGUCGAUACCUUCUUCAUGUCCGAAGAUGAACUACAUCGUUCAAGUGAUGUAGUGCGCACGGCCGCAGCCAACUACGCUGCACCUCCUGUCACUCCGCUGGAAGACGCACAUGAGUGUCCAAAGACGCCCAUCGCCUCCGAGCCAGUGGCAUCCAAGAGUUUAUCAAGCGCUCCGAGAGAUUCGGAGGAAGUCUACUUGUAUGCCCGACCUACAGAGGGUCUUCAGCCGUUACCCGACCAUCCUCAUAAUUCCCUACUUGACGUGCUCGCUGUCGGAUCCAGUUCUACGUCCACUUCCGAACCAGAGAGUGCUGGCCCGAUCACACCCGAAUCUAGACCCGUGAACGAGCCUCUUGUAGAAGUGCCCGAAUUAUCGUCUGACGUGCUUGGAGGAGGUUCCAAUGCUAUCACUUUCAAUACGGUCCGUGCUACGGCGAAGAUCGAACUUAAAAGUGUACAACUUCCUCGUCACCGGGCCCCCUCUGACACAGCGUCGAGACCUCCUCCACGACGAGUAGGUAAACAAUUGUUCAGGAAGGCCGUUCAGCGCUUGAAGGCUCUGUCGGAAAGUGUUUCGAGUUGAUUUGACUGAAGUAUUGUUGUGGGUGUUUGACACACUUUUUUCUUUAUAACUUGGGCGUCGGGACGCUUCCACUCUAGUAUCCACACACUCCCUAAGUUACAUUCAUCAUAUGGCACAUCCACUUUCAUACAGUAAAAAUACUUAUAAAUGAACGAUCAGUACUUCGUAAAACAAUUUGAGUAUCAUGGUCUGUCCUGUUCACCCUGC